Boleophthalmus pectinirostris (great blue-spotted mudskipper) is the source of this 2472-nucleotide messenger RNA. It is a transcript of the gene lmo2, whose product is annotated as LIM domain only 2 (rhombotin-like 1). Gene Ontology annotation, molecular function: transcription coactivator activity; DNA-binding transcription factor binding. The record is from RefSeq and is a predicted model, not a curated record. Bases 1771 to 2250 code for a protein of 159 amino acids. Gene Ontology annotation, biological process: positive regulation of transcription by RNA polymerase II. Gene Ontology annotation, cellular component: nucleus. NCBI's taxonomy places the organism in Eukaryota, Metazoa, Chordata, Actinopteri, Gobiiformes, Gobiidae. The transcript has 3 exons.
AUAACAGUGGGACCAACAACAGCUAAGCCCUGCCGCGAGGACUCUGACAAUGAAGAAACAUAUAGUAUUCUUUUUCUACAUGGGAACAGUAUAAUAUAUAAACUUUCAUAAAUACUUGUUGGGGUGAAAAUAACAUUUGAAAUAGAAGGAUUGCACAAUAGGCUGGUAAAGUCCAAUAGAUAGCCUACACAAUAAUGAAAUAACUUAAGUUCAGUUGUCAGUGGAUGGCUGGAUUUUAUAAUGACAAACAGAUUACAUUUUUAUGAGGAGCAAUAUUUAUUCAUUUUUGUUCAGGUGAGGUAUUGGUUACUAAAGCAAUUAAGAGUCCCAUGGCCAGAGAUAACAACUUAAGAUCAACAAUGAUUAAUAAUUAUUGCAGUGUAUCAUGCCAUUGAAAACAUUUGGGAUAAUGCUCAGAGUAUCAUAUUUUAUUUAAGGAGUAAUGUUAUAUUUAAUCUUUUAUAUUUAAUCGACACAGGCCCAGUCUUGCUUUUCUUAGUUUAGGCCAUUUUCUUUCCUUUUUUUAUUUUUUACAUUUUGUGUCUGAAGCCUAAUUGUGUUUGAGUUAAAUGGCCAACGUAGCCUUAGUAAGAGACAUCCAGACUAUGGGUAAAAAAUUGGGGGGGGGGAGGAAAAAAGUCUAUAAGCACUCAUAUCAUAGUCUUUAUCUCUGGUGCUGUCUGCAUUAGUGUAACGGAGCAUGUAAUGAGGCCAUUAGCCUCUGUCACGAGUCACGACCCAUUCCACGCACCACGGCGCAGACACACGAGCAGACAGACCAGGCCCAUUUAGCUGUCGCUUUAAGACCCAUUUCCCCCCAUUGUCAAACAGUCGUGAGCAGGAAGAGAGAGACGCGAGAGGGAGAGGCAGAGCGAGGGGGGCUGAUGUAUUUAUACCACGAUGCUUCACAAUAACACAGGUUUUACGUGGAAGAGAAUGGCCACUGACAACUCUGUCCAGAAAUACCCAAACCGAGCGAGAUGCGCUAAGCUUGAGUAGUGCGUAAUCAAACGGUUUCUGAAUUGAUCACUUGGAGGUGACACUGCCUCAGGAAAUAAUGACAUUGCCUUCUGCAGCCACUACGCACAACAUUUCUUGUCUUGCGGCCAUUUCGACUGAAUAGCCUCUUCAAUUAUCGCGCCGGAGCCGGAGUUGUGCGCGGACAUCGAGGAGAGCGUCGGGAGAGCGUGCGCGGAGCAGGUGUAGUCCUUCACUGUCUGUGUGCGCACUGUAGGCAAGAGGCUGCAUUAUUGUCUUCAUCGGAUCGACAUCGGCUUUUCAAAUGACGUCCACUAUAGAGAGGAAGACACUGGAGGCCAAUGAGUAAGUAACAUGGAGAUUUAUGUUUGCUCCAACAAGGCAUCCAAGGACACGAAAAAAACCUAGACUGUUACUACUACUGUACACUGUACUUUAAUACAGCGUAAAUGCAGCCUUGAGGACAUGUUACCCUGAGUGCUAUAAUGUAAAUAAUUAUAACUUGUUUCCUUAUUAUCAAGUUACCUCAUAGCUGAUGUUGAAGGCGCCAAUCUCUCUUGUUACAACUCUGACUCAUGAUGUACUCUUCAUUUCCCCUUCCCUUUCCUGUGCACUAAGAGAUGACCCCGGAGUUGAAUGACACAGUUUAUUAUGCCAACACAUAGGAAAUACUUUAAGUUAAAUUAUAUUGUUGUUUGGAAUUGUUAAUACAAAGAAUUAUUUAAAAAACAGGAACUUAAAAAUGCACUAUGUAACUUUUUCUGGUGGAAGGUCCGCCACCAGCUUACCUCCAUGGAGAUGUUAUUGGUUUGUCUGGAAUGUUCCACUCUAGAGCCAGUGGAUGAGGUGCUGCAGAUGCCCCCCUCCCUCCUGACCUGUGGAGGGUGCCAGCAGAGCAUUGGGGACCGGUUCUUCUUGAAGGCCAUAGAGCAGUACUGGCACGAGGACUGUCUCAGCUGUGACCUGUGCGGCUGUAGGCUGGGGGAGGUGGGCCGACGACUCUACUACAAACUGGGGAGGAAACUCUGCAGGAGAGACUACCUCAGACUCUUUGGACAGGAUGGACUGUGUGCUUCCUGCGAGAAGAGGAUCCGAGCAUUUGAAAUGACCAUGAGGGUGCGAGACAAAGUGUACCACCUGGAGUGUUUCAAAUGUGCUGCCUGCCAAAAGCACUUCUGUGUGGGCGACCGCUACCUGCUCAUCAACUCAGACAUAGUUUGUGAACAAGACAUCUUUGAGUGGACUAAACUCAAUGGAAACAGCCUGGUAUAGGGCAUCCCACUGUCCCACAAUAUUUUAAUGGGACGCACAGACAGUUCAAAGUCUCAAGGGCAGCUAUAGCUCAACAGCGUUCUCUACUGGACACCACUGACAAUUGCACCAGCUGUUACAGAAAAUGUCUCAUUGACUGCAAUGCAAAAAAUAUGUAAAAUGCAAUAAUGUUUUGUAAUUUAAAACAAAACAAAACAAACAAACAAAACAAACAAAAAAAAA